GGGCUCAUAGGCAGCACUUCAUUACUGUCUCCUCGCCUGGUGCUGACCGCCUUGUGUGUUUGGCUGGAGACUGUCGCUAUUAUUAUGAGCAGCCUCCAUAAACAAAGUGGAUGCAAUAACUGAUACUUGGCACCUCCCUCACACCGAAAUGAGCAUAGAAACAGUUCUGAUGUGUGUUUACGAGUGACUAGUGUGAUGUACGUUAAGAUAUUGUCGCUGUUACCAUGAGCAGCCUCGGGAAACAGUGGACAAAAUGGCUGAGGCGUGGUAACUCCCUCGCACAUCUAAACAAACACAGAAACACUUCCUUUGAACGGAUCCCACGAGUGACCGGCUACAUUGUGAGUGAAGGAAAUAAUUCUCUAAGUGUACGAGUGAGAUCUGAUGGUUUGUUAUGAUUUCUUGGCAUCGCAACACGGAUAAAAACACUUCAUUUUGUCUAAGUGGAGUCUACAAUAACUAUCAUAACUCACUUUCAGGGGUGAGUGGCGAGUGAGUCGCGUCACCGGCCCUGACCCGCUGAAGAGCCAAGGGUCCUCUAAGCAUAACAGGGGUCGCUGGGAGCGUUGUCCGGGACUCCGCCGCCCAGCGAGACAAGACCUCAUUCCUUCCUCCGUGCUAAGUUGCGGCAGCGAACACUUUACGCAGGAUCUUCAGCAGAUUAAGGUACCCUCCCUCCCUCUCGAAGUACGCAGCCUUCCCUCACCAUGCGCCCCACCGAGAUGAGAUGGUAUGCGGCCGUCGUGCUGGUCCUCGCGGGUUUGGCAGCGGCGCAGGAGAAUCUAGCAGGCCCCGUGGAGAGCCAUAACGUGGGCCGCAAGAAUGGAGCCACCAGUCCCGUGACUCCUUACGGCAAACGGUACGGCGGCUCAGCGAGGAAUGACGUGACGGUGAGGCGGUACGGCGCGUCGAAUCCCAACGGCAACCACAAUAUGCACGACGGCCACCGCAUGAUCACCCGCGCUCUCUGGAGGAUCUUCGACGCCCUCAUGCAGAAGAAGGACCACUCGCAGUUGUACGGCCGCAUGGGCUUCGUGGAGGAGGCGCUCAAAAAGAUGAUCUCCGUGGAUUCCCAGCUGGAGGGAGAGAUCGAGAAGCUGAAGGAGAACAUGGGCGUGUGCAUGUCCCAGCUGUCUACGGUGAUGGAGGAGCUGGGUCGCCUGAAGACCUUUAGCACGCGGCUGGAGAUGCUGGAGCAGACUCGCCCUGAGAUGCAGAACCAGGCCGACCAGGAACACGAUGCUGUUUGGGGAUCAGCCGCCGCAUACUCCACCUGCCCGUCUCCGUUCACCCGCAUCGCCAACGAAUGCUUCUACGUGUCCACCGACGAGAUGUUGGGCUGGGAGGACGCUAGGAGGGAGUGUGGUAGGCUGGGUGGGGACCUCGCCUCUCCACGUAACCUUACCGUGCUGAGAGAAUUCCUCGGCAGUGUCCAGGAUCCCCCCGAGUACGUGUGGGUGGGAGGCACCAAGCAGGACGAGGGAACGUGGGUGUGGACUUCAGGCCCUCAGGCUGGCGUGCCCAUCGACAUGAGCAAGAGCACCUGGAACGAGGAAGUUCCCUCCGGCUCCGGCAAGUGCAUGGGACUGUUUGGCCAGAGCUCCUACCGCGCCUACAACUACGACUGCAAGGAGAGGGACUUCUUCGUGUGCCAGUACUUGUUCUAAAGCGCUCCCGGCACCGCCUCGCGGACCUCAUCCCUUCGGCUCAUGGGACCUCAAGCCUCGGAAAGUUUGCGGAUUUCCGUGCUGUUUGUUAAAUCCAUGUCAGCUGUCACGUGGCCGUCAAAAUUUGGUGCAUUCUGAGCAAGCAUAAGGUCACGAAAAUUGUGAAUAGGUUUGCAAUCUAAAUUAAUGACCUCCAGCAACAAAAUGGAGCGUUCAGCAUCAGGCCCAGUGUGGGUGUGCACUGAUCGCCGUGCUCCGCCACGCUCACACCUCACCUGGACAUUUUUCUGCCAAUUUAUGGACGAAAAAUCUUGUGUCAUGGUACCAUAACUUAUGUUCCUUGAUUCUGUUUCCUCGAAGCAUUUUACACUACCCACUCACUGUUUAGCAGGACGGAGGCAGCGCCCCGCCGGCGGGCAUGGGGUCAGAAAGGCCUGGUGAUGAUGUUCGAUGUCUCAAAAGUGUAAAAGUGUCUGUCAUAAUAAACCUUAUCUGAGAAAAAUUAAUAUUAAGACCACAGCUUCCAGCGUAGCCAUUAGUUGUACUCGUACUAGCUGGCGCCGGUAACUACGUAGUCUUUGCCGCGCACGCGACUUGUCCUCACUGUGUAUGGUAAUCUGUAUUUAUUAUAAACGUAGCUGGAACGUAACAAGGAAACCAAAUUGCACUAAUAAAUAAAGUCUUGUAAGAAGUGAUGGUUUAGGGAGAGGAACUGGAACGUGCCUGGGGCGACCCCGCCUCAUCAGGCUGAUGGGAGGGCCGCACGAACACCUUCCUCGGGAGAGGAGGGUGCCACCUCUUGGCGGAAGGAACAAGAGGUGUGGCGCACCCUGCCUUCCCAGCGUCCCCUUGACCAAAUCCGCCAGGCCCUGACGCCCGAGGCCUGCUGCGGCAGCCGCCAGGAGCAGCGGCGCGCGGAGGCGUGCUGGCCCCAACUCCCCUGUAUGUGUACCUGGUCUGAUUGUGUAGCGAAUCAUGAGGCUUAUUCUAAACUUUUUUGUUGUCCUGUCUAAAUUGGAUAAUAUAUGCUUUACUUUUAUACAAUUAAUCAUAGUUUUAUAAAAAUUACUAGGGACUUAAA
Molecule: messenger RNA, 2748 nt
Organism: Portunus trituberculatus (swimming crab)
Lineage: Eukaryota; Metazoa; Arthropoda; Malacostraca; Decapoda; Portunidae
Exons: 8
Coding region: 708-1667 (319 amino acids)
Source: RefSeq, a predicted model, not a curated record